Trichoderma breve is the source of this 1959-nucleotide messenger RNA. RefSeq lists its product as uncharacterized. The record is from RefSeq and is a predicted model, not a curated record. Gene Ontology annotation, molecular function: protein binding; RNA binding. The transcript has 3 exons. Gene Ontology annotation, biological process: poly(A)+ mRNA export from nucleus. Lineage: Eukaryota; Fungi; Ascomycota; Sordariomycetes; Hypocreales; Hypocreaceae. The coding region runs from base 1 to 1959 and encodes 652 amino acids. Gene Ontology annotation, cellular component: nucleus.
AUGGCUCCUCGCGGGAAAGCUCAGUCGACUCGAGAGGCCCGAAAUCCCCUGGGCGCAAAAUCAAGCUCUAGGGGCGGCAUUCAAAAGCGAAGAGGUCCGACAAGAGUCGACACCGAUGGAGAUCUCGACAUGGAUGGCCCAUCCAAGCGGCCAAACAGAGGUCCUGCGACUGAAACAAGUGGUGGCAGAGGCAGACCCUCGGGAAGAGGAGGUCCAGGGCCAUCUAGAGGGGCUGCCAAGGUUGCUCAAAUCGUAAUGAAGCAACUUGGAGGCGGUUCUGACUUGGCGUCCCGAGUUUCAAGACCCAGAGGUCGAGGUGGCCAAAUCGAAGGGCUUACCUGGCUAAGGGUCCGUGGCCUCAAACAAAGCAAGGCUGCGUCCAACUCAGAUGGGGGGCUCUCUGACCUGCUGAGCUUCCUGGAAAGGAAAGCUUCUUCUCUCGGAACUGGACGGAAACGACACAUUACGAUUCGAAAGUCACACAGAGCUGGGGAAUUCGUUUUUGUGGGGGCCAAUAAGGAGGAUGCGGAGGAACUUCUCAAGCUCAACACGUUCACAUUUGCCGGCGUUCAGCUGGAGGUGGUGGAGUCUAAUGGUGAUUUUGAGCCGUCAAGCAAGGCGACAGAGUCACCAGAGACGGCAGAACUACGCGCAAAACUUCAGUCGAUUCUCAGCCAACGCUAUAUCGGUGAAAACAAACUACUCAAGCUCGACGCUCUUGCCUCUGACCCUGAGCUGGUCACUCUUGGCAUGUUCGAAAACCGAGAGAGGGCACUCAAGACCUUCAAGGGCCUCAUGGCGAUCUGCGAUGGUCUCUUCAAGACGGCUCAGGAAAAGAAGGAUGCGAUUCACAGCAUCAGCCUCGCUAAUAACAGCAUUGACAAUGUUAUUCAGGUGGAGUCCGUGGCAGUAUCGUUCCCACAGCUAAAGAAUCUCGAUAUGAGUGGCAACCAAGUUAGCAACAUGGACGGACUCCAACGAUGGAAGGGGAAGUUCAAGGAGCUCGAGACCAUUUACAUGACCGGGAAUCCGAUCGAGGGGACGGACGUCAACUAUAAGACUACUCUGCUCGAAUGGUUCCCCAAGCUCCAAAACAUCAACGGGGUUGAGCUUCGCACUGCGCAGCAGAUCGCUGAGCAAGAGGCUGCCCGUCUACCAAAACCGAUCCCGCAGAGCGGUCCCGACUUCCGGGACGUCAACGGCAUCGGCGAACAAUUCCUGCUCGAUUUUUUCACAGCAUACGACACCAAUCGUGAAGGACUUAUAGCCAGGCUAUAUGACGCUGGCAGUCAGUUUUCCCUGGCCGUGGACGCCGUCUCCGUCAGGGAUCCAAACGCACCGGCCCCUCUGCCAUGGGCGGCCUACAUCAAAUCAUCUCGCAACUUGAUGAAAAUCAACAGCCACCACGCCAGAUCACAACGACUAUUCAAGGGGCAACCGGCCAUCAACGACCUGUGGAAGGAACUCCCUAUGACCAAACACCCCAACAUGAAGGAAGAGCUAAGCAAAUACAUUAUGGAUUGUCAUCCGCUCCCAGGCUUGGCCGACCCCACAGGUCAAAGCCAACUGGGUGUCGAUGGCUUAAUCCUUGCCGUUCACGGCGAAUUCGAAGAGUACGACCAGAAAUCAGGAACCACUGGCAAGCGUAGCUUCUCUCGCACUUUUGUGCUCGGACCGGGCCUAUCCGGAACCGCUCCGAUCAGAGUCGUCAGCGACAUGCUGUCUCUGCGAGCGUACAGCCCCCUUCCGAACGUAUUUGUUGCGCCUUCACCAGCCCCCGUGGAUGCGGCGAACCAGCAUCAAGCAAUGAUCGCCGAGCUGUCAAAACAAACAGGCAUGGUGCCUCAGUACUCAGAAAUGUGCCUGUCACAAGUCGAAUGGGACUUUGGCAGAGCCUUGGUCAUCUUCAACGAGAAGAAGGCACAACUACCACCGGAAGCAUUCGCACCAGCCGCCUAG